AUGAACCCACGCUCGGUGAGCUCAGGACUGGGAAGAGGCAAUCCUCUUCCUAGUCGUGAGCACCUGACUCGCGCGGCCUCGGGGCACCUCGACAACAAGAACGUACCCCAUGCAGAGUUGUCCUCUCAGCAGCAUACAGCUUACUUGCCUGGAGCGACCAACUCUGCGCUACAGCAUAGUGUGGAUUUCCGGGAGACGCGCCCCCUACAGGGAACCCCCAGCCGACCAGCGUUUCCCGCUUUCUGGGAGCAAAAUCCGUGCUUUCUGCUGACUAUCGAGGACGACGUCUCACUGCGAGUCACGCUGAGCCGGAAUGAAGACAAGUGGAGAGGUGCCUGUGAACAGGACCUGGUGGGGUGCGCCAUGGCCCUCUACUUGCUCAAGGGCAGCAAUGUGGAGGCGGCAGCCAUUAUAGAACAUACACCUUUUGUCUCAGGAAAAACAGGCGAGUUUUUGCUUCGCAUAAGCGGCAACAACCAUAGAUUCGCUGUCCAGGAGAUAAUCCAGCAGCAGACCUAG
Molecule: messenger RNA, 519 nt
Organism: Besnoitia besnoiti
Lineage: Eukaryota; Apicomplexa; Conoidasida; Eucoccidiorida; Sarcocystidae
Exons: 3
Coding region: 1-519 (172 amino acids)
Source: RefSeq, a predicted model, not a curated record